Molecule: messenger RNA, 2807 nt
Organism: Cydia strobilella
Lineage: Eukaryota; Metazoa; Arthropoda; Insecta; Lepidoptera; Tortricidae
Gene: RASSF8
Product: ras association domain-containing protein 8
Exons: 10
Coding region: 151-1590 (479 amino acids)
Biological process (GO): signal transduction
Source: RefSeq, a predicted model, not a curated record
GAGUUUCCGAACGAAAUUUUCUCAUAACCCAUUAUUUUUUUCAAUUGUAUUGUGUUGUGUAUUUUGGUAUGUUUGUGUCGUAUUUUAACCCAUUUCGCGUGAGAAAGAAUUUACAAAACAGGUGGUGUAACUCACGGAAUAAUGUCGUAGAUGAACACAACUAUUGUUACUAGUGAGUCACUAUUCCAAAAAUUAAUGGAGCUGAAGGUCUGGGUCGAGGGAAUACAAAGAAUUGUUUGUGGGGUCACGGAGACUACUACUUGUCAGGAUGUAGUUUUUGCUCUAGCCCAUGCCACUGGUAAAGUAGGCAGAUUUACGCUGAUCGAACGGUGGCGGAAUAAUGAACGACUACUUGCCCCUCAAGAAUAUCCUUUGAAGAUACUCAUGAAAUGGGGAGAGUAUUCCAAUGAUAUUCAAUUUAUUUUGAGGCGAUCUGAUUCUGGAAGUGGUCAGAAGUUAUCACAACCAACAAAUAACUCUAGAUCUCCAAUUGCAAAUGGGAGCCAUAACACUUCUAACUCCAACAUCUUGGACAGCCAGAACUCACCAAACAGAAUAAACCCGGGACCCACUUACAAUAAUAUAAGCAACACCUCUCCGGGAAAUCCAGUGGGUGUGGUGAAAGGAGUGCAGCAAUCCAAGACUCCAGAAUCUGACAGUCCUGUGCUUAAACAUGUUCCACCUUAUAGGGAACCACCACCACCUUACCGGUCUCCGCCGCCCCCGACGCAGUCUCGUAAGUCGCCAACCCGAAUGCGGCCGCGCUCCUCGCACAUGUCCCCAGUGAACUUGCCUGAAGAGGAGCCCCGGAGCCCUGAAGCCGUCACCUACAACAGUCAGUACAGGGAGCUCGUCUCACUUGUCAACUACCAGAGGGAGAAGCUCACCACGCAGCAAGCUGAUCUCAUUAAGUAUGAUGCUGAAAUAGGUUUUUGGGAGAAUAAAGGAAGGGAGCAGGAACGGCAAGUGGAACUUCUGCAGCAGCAGAUCAGCUCUGCGGAUAAUCAGCUCAGAAUAAGUACUGAACAGAAGCUUUUCGAGCAGGUGCAAGCGUUAACCUACUUAGAAGAAGAGAGUGAUGUUGUGAAACAGAACGAGAAAACCUUGAAGUCGGAGAUAGUGCUGGUGCGGUCAAAGCUGGCCAACUGCGAGACUGAGCUGCUGCAGUGCAAGAAUAAGAUACGGAAGAUUAUGGAGGACAUACAUAAUGAACAGAGGAUUAUUAAUAGUAGACAGCAGGAGAAUAGACAAGCUUUAGAAAGAUCAAUGUUGGCUGAAGUAGACAAUUUGCAAACUCAAAUUCAACAAGCAAAACAUGCAACAGAAAUAAACCAUUUGACCGCUGAAAACUUAAAGCGCGAGGUUGGAGUUCUAGAAGACGCAAUAAUGGAAAAGAAGAGACAAGUCGAGCGACUCGUACAAGAAAUGAAAGAAGCUAAUCUUCAAAGUCUCUCUGGCAGCGUGGACGAACUUAGACAUCCUCUUGAUGGAUUAUGCAAAGCUGGCAGUGCACGGAGAAUCAUAGGAUCACCUCGGCAACUGGAAAAUGCUGCUCCCACCAAUAAGAAUCCGCAUGGUGUAUGGGUUUAGCAUGUCAACCAUAUUGAGUUAAUUCAAUCAAGAUGACCCCUUUUUUACCAGAAGAUCUUUUAAGUUUGGCAGAGUAUUAUGAUACCUAAGUUCCUAUGUUAAUCACUUAUGGUUGCCAUAGCGGUAUAUAAGCGGUGAUAUAAAGUUUGAUCAGCAGAUACGUUUAUGAUUAACAUUGUCAUAAAGAGUGGUAAUGUAUUUGUACUAAACAUUUAGUUAAAUUAUCAAUACUUUUCCCACAAUUAAAAAAGGAUCAUUAUAAUAAAAGCUCGCAUGAAACACAUAUGAUUGGGUAGAAAAUAAACGUGCAUUUUCUUCAAAUGUUUCUUAGGAGUUAAUUAGUGGUAUUUGUGUUCAAACUAGUGUCAUAUAAAUUAUACUUAGGGUCACAAAUUGUGUCUUAUCAUAUCAUAUUUUAAUUUAAGAUUAUUAGACGAAUUUUAUUAACUAAAUACUUAUAGAAAACUUACAUUGGAAUUUUCUAUAUUCUAUGUAAUAAAAGUAUUAUCAUGUCUUGCCAUCCUCAUAAAGUAUUUGUACCUUUUUUUUUCUGGUUUUUAUGGAGGCUUUGGACACUAGGUGAACAUGUCAGCCUCAUAAUUGUACCUUGAAAAUGUUACUUCAUAGAUAUUCUUCGGAGGGAACAAACAUACCUACUCAAAUGUCUCAUAUGUAUAAGUGUUAGAUAUACCUACAUAUUUACAUUAUUAGUUAUAGGUGUAUGCGGAACACUUAGAAAGAUGAUAAUUAUGGUCACUUAUUUUACCAAUUUUAUGACUCAUGACUCAUCAGAAUAAGUAUUAUAUAAUAUAAUACUUAUUAAUAAUUAUAUUAUAAAAAUAAUACAAAUGGUACUAUUACUUGAAACAACUCCUAGUUAUAUUUUCUUAUAUAUCCUAGGUAUUUUGAGUAGUUAAUGAAUAAUUUGCAAUACAGAUAUGUUUAAUGAUAAUAAUCUAGUCGAAAAUAUAAGCCAUUGCAAUACUUAUGUGUGAACCAAUAGAAUUAUCUCGUGUUAUAGUGAAAUUGAAACUUAAAUUAUGUCAGCAUUUAUGGGAAACUGAGUAUUUCAAAAGUAUUUAAUUAGGCCUAAUAUACUAUGUAAUACGAACCUGUAUGUUACUUAAUUGUAAUCUGUAUUAUUAUUGUGCUUGGUUUCUGUAAUAGUAGUUAGAAUGUUUGUCUAUAAUUCAUAUAUCUAGUAAAGUGAUUUAAAG